AUGGCUUUCGAUCUCUGGACUUACCAGUUUUGCCUUGCCUGCGACAAGCAGGUGCAAUCUGACGCUGCAACCUACUGCUCUGAGCCUUGCCAGAUGAUAGACUCAGAAAGGUCAACGUUGCGGCCCAGCUCGCAAGAGAGCUCCCCUGGAUUCCCUCCGCCUCCCACCGAGUUCUAUGUCUCCUGGGCGUAUGGCCUAAGUACCGCACGAUCCUGCGAGACUACGGCUCAGAAAAGGCACUGGAUCCAUUAUAUGAUGCCCGAUACUGAGCAGCCUUGGCUCCAUGCAGACCGAUCCUGCAUCAUGUCUAUGUAUACCUCAAACGGCGGGCCCGAAGCCGACUGGGAGGUUUAUGCGACGACAGAGAACGCGACUCGUUCCAAACUCGCUCGUCGGGCGACAUAUAAUCACAAUACCUACCUCACUACGCCGCCUUUCUCGGCGACUUUUACUGCAACAAGAUGGUAAAUUUAUCUGGUAUAAAACAUGCCGUUUCCACCUUAUCACCAUUGUGGACAGUUUGACUUCAAUGGAGAUCUGGGUUUUGUGGGCGGAUAGUACUUAUUUCAAAAAUAAGGUUCUCGUGGAUCACCGCAUUUAAAACGCAUUUGUCGCAAAAGACCCACAAGCUGGAGCGAGCCAUGUAUGACUUCUUCAAAUAGGUUAUCGCCCUCAGCCUUGCAAUUGAUAUCUUUGACCAUGGCACAUUGAUCGUGAAGCCCAACAUCUCCAGGAAAUGCAAAGCUGAUAGCAGCAGGCGUUGGUGCCCAUGACCAGGAAGGGCCUAUCAAGGUGACUGGGGGAUUUUCAUACCUAGGUGUGCCCGCCUUGCCUGCC
Molecule: messenger RNA, 837 nt
Organism: Fusarium redolens
Lineage: Eukaryota; Fungi; Ascomycota; Sordariomycetes; Hypocreales; Nectriaceae
Exons: 3
Coding region: 1-468 (155 amino acids)
Source: RefSeq, a predicted model, not a curated record